Raphanus sativus (radish) is the source of this 1626-nucleotide messenger RNA. Its product is annotated as polyubiquitin-like. The record is from RefSeq and is a predicted model, not a curated record. Gene Ontology annotation, cellular component: cytoplasm; nucleus. Gene Ontology annotation, molecular function: protein tag activity; ubiquitin protein ligase binding. The transcript has 2 exons. Bases 87 to 1493 code for a protein of 468 amino acids. NCBI's taxonomy places the organism in Eukaryota, Viridiplantae, Streptophyta, Magnoliopsida, Brassicales, Brassicaceae. Gene Ontology annotation, biological process: protein ubiquitination; modification-dependent protein catabolic process.
ACUAUCGUCUAGUUGUAAAUCAUCUCUUUUUAUUUUACAAACACAAACACAAAACCUAAAGCUGUGCAAAACUUUCUUAAACUCAGAUGGGGAUGCAAAUCUUUGUUAACUAUUAUAUGAGACGCCGGGUCAUAACCCUUGAGGUGGAAAGCUCAAACACCAUUGAAAACAUCAAGACAAUGAUACAGGAUAAGGAAGGAGUCCCUAUCGACCAGCAGAGGUUUAUCUUUGCCAGACAUGAGAUGGAAGAUCACCGUACCUUGGCUGAUUACAAUGUCCAAAAAGAUUCAACUAUCCGCUUGUUUCUCAGGUUGAGAGGAAGUAUGCGAAUCUUCCUACUUGUAGACAAGACCAUAACUCUUUACGUCCGAAGGUCAGACACCAUUGGCAACGUCAAGGCAAUGAUACAAGAGGAGAGAGGAAUCCUUAGCGACAAGCAGAUGCUUUCCUUUUUCGGAAUUAUGAUGGAGGAUAACCGUACCUUGGGUGAUUACUAUAUCGAAAGAGAUUCAAUUCUACACUUGGUUAUUAGACCGGGAGGAGUUAUGCGAAUCUUCGUCUUCGUAAAGACUCUUAUAGGCGUUGGCGUGACCACAACUCUUCAUGUCCGAAGCUCAGACACCAUUGGCGACGUCAAGGCAAUGAUACAACGUAUGGAAGGAAUCCCUAGCGACCAGCAGAGACUUGUCUUUGUCGGAUAUCAUGAUAUGGAGGAUCACCUUACCGUGUCUGAUUGCAAUAUCCAAGAAUAUUCAACUCUACACUUGGUUCUUAGGUUGGGAGGAUUUAUGCGAAUCUUUGUUAAGUUCCUUACAGGCAAGACCAUAUUCCUUGUGGUCCAAGGCUCAAGCACCAUUGACUUUGUUAAGACAAUUAUACAACGUAAGGAAGGGUUUCCAACGGACCAGCAGAGGCUUAUCUUUGCCGGAUAUCAGAUGGAAGGUGACAGUACCUUGGCUGAUUACAAUAUCCAAAAAGACUCAUCUGUCCACUGUGUUCUCAGGGUGACCGAAAGUAUACGUAUCUUCAUAAAGACUCUUACGUGCAAGACUAUAGCCCUUGAGGUCAAAAACUCAGACAGCGUUAAAAACGUCAAGGACAGGAUCAAAGAUAUAGAGGGAAUCUAUCCGCACCACCAGAUUUUGAUCUUUGCCGGUCAACAGCUAGAGGAUGACCGUCGCUUGUCGGAUUACAAGAUCUGGAAGGAGUCGUUCCUUUUCGUCCGUUUUUUACGCCCUGGAAUUCAAAUAUUUGUGAAAACAUUCACCGGUGAGACCAUUACCGUAGAAGUUGACAGCUUAGACAUUGUUGAGUAUUUAAAGGAGAAGAUUCAAGACAAGGUAGGGAUCCCACCAAAUCUACAGAGAAUCACGUUUGGUGGUAGACCACUCGACGAUAGUCUCACGCUUGCAUAUUAUAACAUCCAAAAGGAGUCAACACUUUUCCUUCACAUGAAACUAUUUUCCUGCACCAUGUGCAAAAAUAAAAAUUAAAAAUUUUAAAUUUUAUUUUAAGAUAAAAGUUUUAUUAAUUUUGGAUUUUCUUAUUUGCUUACAAUAUAUAAUCUUAAUUUAAUCAUAUGUAAGAUUAAAUAAAUAUCUUUAUCUAUUCGUUUUUUUUUUGUUU